AUGUCUUCUCCGGCUGUGGCGAGGGCGUCCCCCGGCGGGAAUCGGGAGGCGGCCGGCGGACCGCGGAGCCGGAACGGGCCGUGGGAAGUGGGCGGCGGCGAGCGGUUGGAGCGCGCGGGCGCGGAGCCGGGGCGCUGGGAGCUUCUGCUCCGCCGCGGCGAGCUGCUGGCGCUGGGCGGCCACCUGAAGGGAGCGCUGGAGGCGUUCGCGGCUGCGCUGCGCCGCGGGGCCCCGGCCAGGCCCGAGCGCCUCGGUUCUCUAGUGGACUGCCUGGUGUUCAGCUACCGGCUCCGCCACGGGCUGCGCUGGAGCGCGGCACCCGCGGCGGGCGCGGCCGGGCUGCUUAGCUGCCUGGGCUGCCGGGGCUUCCUAAGCGAGCCGGUGACCGUGCCGUGCGGCCACAGCUACUGCCGCCGUUGCCUACGGAGGGAACUGCGCGCCCGCUGCCGCCUGUGCCGGGACCGCCUGCCACCCGCCGCCGCCGCCUCCGAGGGGACCCCGCGGCCGCCGCCCCUGGCCGCCGCCAUCGCCGACUUCCGAACCAGCGUCGUGCUCAACCACCUGGCGGAGAAGUGGUUCCCGGGCCAGCGCGAGCGCGCGCGGGCGGCCGGCCGCCUCGGGGAGCUGCUACACGAAGGGCGCUACCGGGAGGCCCUGGCCGCCGCCUGCGACGCCCUGCGAGCAGAGCCUAGCGACCUGACUCUCAAAAUCUACAGAGCGGAGUCCUAUGCCGGCCUGCAGGAGUUUAAAGCAGCCUUAGAGGAUCUAAAUGCGGUCCUCUUCCAGCUUCCCAACUGGCCUGAGGUCUACUUCAGGAAGGGGAAAGUCCUCCAGGAUGCCGGGUUCCUAGGCGACGCCUUACAGCUCUUCCUUCAGUGCUUAGCCCUUGAUGAAGACUUUGCGCCUGCAAAGCUACAAGUAGAAAAGAUUCUGUGUGACUUAUUGUCACCUGAAAACGUAAAGGAAGGCCUGAAGGAAUCUUCCUGGAGUUCGUUACCAUGUAUUAAGAACAAACCUCUUGGUUUUCCCUCAGUAAUGGAGCAGCCACACUCCCCUGCUGAGCUUGGCCUGAAGCAGACUGAAGAACAAGCGGAGGAUGCCCCAGAGCCUGUCAAAGGAAGCCUAAACCGCGCUCAGUCAGCACAAGCCAUCAAUGCAGCGGCAGUGCCUGCCAGGGAGGAUGGUUUAAAGCGCGUCUGCUCAGAACCUUUACUGUCCACUCAGGGAAAAGGUGUUCUGCUGAAGAGAAAGCUGUCUCUCUUAGAACAGGAUGUGAUCAUUAAUGAGGACGGGAGGAACAAGCUCAAAAAGCAAGGUGAAUCUUCCAGUGAAGACUGUAUGUUCUCAAUAGCUUAUGGUGACAUCCCAGAAGAACUAAUAGAUGUCUCAGACUUUGAGUGUUCUCUCUGUAUGAGGUUGUUUUUUGAGCCAGUAACAACCCCGUGUGGACACUCAUUCUGUAAGAACUGUCUUGAGCGUUGUUUAGAUCACGCACCAUAUUGUCCCCUCUGCAAAGAAAGCUUAAAAGAGUAUCUAGCAGACAGGAGGUACUGCGUCACACAGCUGCUGGAGGAGCUAAUAGUGAAGUACCUGCCGGAUGAGCUGUCUGAGAGGAAGAAAAUCUAUGAUGAAGAAACAGCUGAGCUCUCCCACUUGACCAAGAAUGUCCCAAUAUUCGUUUGCACUAUGGCCUACCCCACUGUGCCUUGCCCUCUCCAUGUAUUCGAGCCCAGAUACAGGCUCAUGAUCCGAAGAAGUAUCCAGACUGGAACCAAGCAGUUUGGGAUGUGUGUCAGUGACACACAAAACAGUUUUGCAGAUUAUGGUUGCAUGUUACAAAUUCGAAAUGUGCAUUUCUUACCUGACGGAAGGUCUGUUGUUGACACAGUUGGAGGAAAGCGGUUCAGAGUUUUAAAAAGAGGAAUGAAAGAUGGAUAUUGCACUGCAGACAUUGAGUAUCUGGAAGAUGUCAAGAUCGAGAACGGAGAGGAAAUAAGGAGUCUGAGGGAACUCCACGACUCAGUGUACUCACAAGCCUGCAGCUGGUUUCAGAAUUUAAGAGACAGAUUCCGAAACCAAAUCCUUCAACACUUUGGAUCGAUGCCUGAGAGAGAAGAAAACCUCCAGGCAACACCCAAUGGACCUGCAUGGUGUUGGUGGCUGCUGGCAGUCCUUCCUGUAGACCCGAGGUAUCAGCUGUCUGUACUGUCAAUGAAGUCUUUGGAGGAACGAUUGACAAAGAUACAGCAUAUUCUGACUUACUUUUCUAGAGACCAAUCUAAGUAACGGAUUGCUUGGAUCUCACGUAGCUCGCUCUUAGCCCACAGGCUGAGAAGCGGUCAGAUCUUACUUUAACGUCGCCCUGAUCCGGCUCCAUUGACGGCCGGAUUGUCCGCUGCCUUUUGCACACCCAGUGCUGGUUUAAGAAAUUAAGGAAACUUUUCUUUUCUUCAACCUCCUGAAUCUCGUGGAUCUGCAAAUGAAUACCUUCAACUAGGUCCCAGACCACUAAGAACUUGCACAGAAAACACGCACUGAAUGUGUGUUGAACCUCGACAUUGUGAUGAAGUUGCACUAUGUACCAUACUCUAAAUGAACUAAAAACUCCGUGUAUGUAUGACAUGUGCGUGAGUGUGCAUGCAUGUGUGCGUGUGUAUG
Messenger RNA from Grammomys surdaster, 2658 nucleotides. RefSeq names its product LON peptidase N-terminal domain and ring finger 1 (gene Lonrf1). Gene Ontology annotation, molecular function: metal ion binding; protein binding. Lineage: Eukaryota; Metazoa; Chordata; Mammalia; Rodentia; Muridae. The coding region runs from base 1 to 2286 and encodes 761 amino acids. The record is from RefSeq and is a predicted model, not a curated record. The transcript is spliced from 12 exons.